UGUGGGCAACAGAGGGGAAGUAUAGAGCUAUACUUACUGUAUAGCUCUAACAAAAAGCAGUCAAAGAAAGAGAGAAACUUGCAAAGAAAAAUGGGUGAAGUUGUGGAAAUAAGCUCAAACCCAACAACACCAAGGCCUGUUUCUGAUGCACCAUCCCCACCAAUUUCAUCUCCACCCUCACAGUAUCACUCUCCAUCUCUGUCUAGAUCACCACUUCUCACCACUGAUGACCUCACACAAACUGAUAUCACAAACAAAACCCCAAAAGCCUCUCUAACCCCACGCUUCAUUACUCCUUUGGGGAGCCCAAUCAGGAGGGCUCUCCACCUCACAAAGCUUGACCCUCAAGAUGCUUGGCUCCCAAUCACUGAGUCCAGAAAUGGGAAUGUAUACUAUGCUGCCUUUCACACUUUAUGUUCUGGAAUUGGGAUACAAGCCCUUAUUCUUCCUGUUGCCUUCACUAUUCUAGGAUGGACAUGGGGAAUCAUAAGCUUGACUCUAGCAUUCAUAUGGCAACUUUACACCCUAUACUUGCUGGUGGAAAUGCAUGAAUCAAUUGAAACCGGCCUGCGAUACAGCAGAUAUCUUCAACUUUUUAGUGCGACUUUUGGUGACAAGCUAACAAAAUUAUUAGCCGGAUUUCCAAUCAUGUACCUAUCAGCAGGCACAAAUGUGGCCUUAAUCAUUAUUGGAGGGUCAACAUCCAAGACGUUCUUCCAGAUUUUGUGUGGAGCCACAUGCACAGCAAAGCCACUUACACCUGUGGAGUGGUUCUUGGUGUUUACAUCAGCUGCAGUUCUUUUGUCUCAGUUGCCAAACUUGAACUCCAUUGCUGGGGUGUCAUUGAUUGGUGCUAUCACAGCUAUUGGCUAUUGCACACUCAUAUGGGUGAUAUCAGUGGCUGAGGGAAGAUUGCCUACUGUGUCUUACAAGACAGUGCAAGCAAACACACAAAUUGCUCAGGUUUUUAGUGUCCUAAAUGCACUUGGGAUCAUUGCUUUUGCUUUCAGAGGCCACAAUCUUGUGCUUGAGAUACAGGCCACAAUGCCUUCGAGUGAAAAGCAUCCAUCACGAGUGCCAAUGUGGAGGGGUGUCAAGUUUGCAUAUCUUCUUGUAGCAAUGUGUCUAUUCCCUCUUGCAAUCGGUGGAUAUUGGGCAUAUGGCCAAAUGAUACCACCAAAUGGGGGCAUGUUAACAGCUUUGUACGCAUUUCAUGGGCGUGACACCUCACAAUUCAUCCUAGGAUUAACAAGUUUGUUUGUCAUAAUCAGUGCUUUGAGCUCAUUCCAAAUCUAUGGCAUGCCCAUAUUUGAUGUCAUGGAGUCAGUAUACACUAGGAGGAAGAAGCAGGCAUGCCCGUGGUGGCUCCGAGCCACUAUCCGAGCAAUGUUUGGAUAUGGGUGCUUCUUUGCAGCCGUGGCCAUCCCAUUCUUGGGGAGCUUGGCAGGUCUAGUUGGAGGGAUUGCAUUGCCUGUGACAUUAGCUUAUCCAUGUUUAAUGUGGCUUAAGAUUAAAAAGCCUAAGGUUUAUAGCACAAUGUGGUGGCUCAAUUGGGGACUAGGGGUCUUCGGACUUGCUCUUAGUGCAGUUUUAACUGCUGCUGGAAUUUAUGUUAUAAUUGACACUGGUAUACAGGUGAACUUCUUCAAGCCUCAGUAAGGUUGAAGGAAUAAAGUUUAGGGCAAUUUUAUGUCAUAUUUGAUUGUAAUAUUCAAAAUUAAUUUUUAAUAGCGGGGUAAUUUUCUCUUUGGGCUUCAAAUUUGGCUUGUCCAUAA
Messenger RNA from Quercus robur (English oak), 1775 nucleotides. Its product is annotated as lysine histidine transporter-like 8. The transcript has 5 exons. Gene Ontology annotation, cellular component: plasma membrane. Lineage: Eukaryota; Viridiplantae; Streptophyta; Magnoliopsida; Fagales; Fagaceae. The record is from RefSeq and is a predicted model, not a curated record. The coding region runs from base 91 to 1659 and encodes 522 amino acids.